GCUUCUCCAUUGUUGGGCGCUAUCACCCCGGGAGGGGCUGGGCUGGACCCGGCGCGCCCGACUUGGAGGAGCGACGCGUCUGGAGAACCCGGACGUGGAGAGAGGGGGCGCUGCCCGAGAAGACGCGGACCGGACGGGUGGAGACCUGCAAAAGUCGGGGGCAGGGGGCACUCUUCCUAUUUUCCCAGACGACAGGGCAUCCGUCAUCCAGCUCGCCCACCCCGUCCUGGAGGCAGCAACUGCCCAGCCGCCCCUGGUAUUGUUAACGGGCCUGAGCACUGGCUCGGAGUCUUUGGAGGCCGGGAGGUGGCUCCUUCGUCAUGUUUUGCUGGGAGGGUGGCGCGCGUGUAGAGGGAAGUUAUCUCACGACAAAGCCAGCAGCACCAGUCCCUGCCAGGAUUUAUAAGCUCUAAGACUCCCGGAAAGUUUCCCUAACUUGCUUCCUACUCAGGGAGAAGUGGUGCCGGGUCCUUGCCGGUGAAGAAGCAGAAAGUCGAGUCUUCCAUCUGCCUUCGAGAGUCAGGAGUCGCCUAGCCCUCCCCUGCCCGGUCCCCUUGCAAAUGGCUCCUGGUUUGGAGGGAGUCAAGGUUCGGGAAUUCCGGCCAGUGUUCCAGAUGAGGGACAGAGUAAAGAGGGAUCCACCUCCGCUGCCCACAGCUGCCAUCUGAGGGCCUAAUGGGCGACUGCAAGGGGGUUAGAAGCUGGUGAUGAGGUGGCUGAAGUGACAUCAUUGGGAGUGGGGGUGGGGCUGUUGGGACAGGAAGGAGGAGGAGGCCUGCUGGAGUGGAGUUACUACCCUCUCCUCCCCCAAGAUGCCUCGUUCUUGGAUGGUGAGAGCUGGAAGUGGGGAAGAAAUGUGUCCAGGGAGAAGUGACCUUCCCACAGUCUCCAGCAAGCUAGGGGGUUGUGGACACAGGUCUGCUGCAGUCUGUGCCAUUGUGGCCUACUGUGGUAUGCCCACAGCCUGGUCUCCAUCCACAAGGCCCCAGAGGGCUGGCUUUGCCCUCAUGUGCAGCAGCUACCCAGAUCCUGCAGCCACUGACCUACUUCCCCACAGGGCCAAGCUUGGCUGGCAGAUGAGGCUCUAUCCUUGUGCUCAGGACCAGGGUUAAUCAUAGCCUCAGGAGGACCAGGGUGGGACUGGGGAUGCUGGGCUAGACCCUGUCAUGGUCUGUGCCCUGGACUCUAGCCUCAGCCUCCUUUGCCUGGAAUGAGAUACAGCCCCCCUCAAACACACACACACACACACACACACACACACACACAUUGUGACAACGCCUGCUCCCAUCCUGGGCACUAUAUUUUUCCAGAACACCUAUUAGGCUCCCCGUAAGUACCAGGCACCAUCCUGGGAGCUGGGAAUAGUCACAGCCCUGACCCUGAAAGUAUACCCUGCAGGUGAAGGAGGCAGGCUUGUAACUAACUGCAGGUGGCACAGUAUUUUUGUUUUUGUUUUUGUUUUUGUUUUGAGACAGAGUCUUGCUCUGUCACCCAGGCUGGAAUGUAAUGGUACAAUCUCGGCUCACUGCAACCUCCACCUCCUGGGUUCAAGCGAUUCUCCUGCUUCAGUCUCCUGAGUAGCUUGGACUACAGGGAUGUGUCACCAUGCCUGGCUAAUUUUUGUAUUUUUAGUAGAGACAGGGUUUCACCAUGUUGACCAGGCUGGUCUCGAACUCCUGACCUCAAAUGAUCUGCUUGCCUUCGCCUCCCAAAGUGCUGGGAUUACAAGCAUGAGCCACUGCACCUGGUGGGUGGCACAGUAUUAUGGGCAGUGGUGAGGGCUUCCUGGAAGAGGCAGGCUUGGAAGGAAAGAUUGGAAGCUGAGUUCUUGAGAAGACGGUUUUCAGGGAGGCUGAUGCUAAUAUUGUUGCUGUCUCACUUAAUUCCUGCACCCCUAAUGAAGCCUUUGGCACUGUUCCUGGCUCAUAUAUGGAAAAGGAGCCAGGGCGUAGGGGUGGGAGAUGUGCAGAGAUGUGCAGCUUCUUGAGAAAGAAAGGUAUCUGAGACUCCACCUUUGCUGGGGGAGGGAUGGGCCCUGCAGACCCCUGCUUCUCUGGCCCUGCUGGUCUGCAGCUGUCGGCCUGGCCUGGCAGCCAAAGGCCAGGAACCAGGAGGGAAAGCAGAAAUGAGACAGUCUCAGAAGGAACUGGAGCUUCCCAGCAAAAGCUGGUUGUUUGUUUGCUGUGGGCCAGGUGCUAUGCUGAGCCUGAGGACACAGUCUCAGCCCUCAGAGGACUCCACAUUCCAUUAGAGGAGACAGAAAUAGGAUCAAACUCACAAUGGUGUCAGAGUGUGAGGGGUUCUGCAGCUGUAGGCCCAGCGACAGGGACAGCAGAGACUCAGAAAGGUUUAUGCCAAGGCCCUUUUGAGCUGGAGACUCCCCCCCAGGAGAGGGAGGGAAGGAGGCAUUUGGAGGAAGGGAUGCUUGUAACCAAGUCAUGGAGAGAUGGCGAGAAGGCUGGAAAGUAAGGAGUGAGGGGCUGAAGGAAGCAUCAGACACAGGUACUGAGGCAUUCCCAUGGGCCCGGCCUGCUCUGUGCCCCAGGGGCCAGGCAUGGAGAGCUGGCUGGUGGGACGGAACCAGGGCCAAAGGCCAGCCAUAUUGGGUGUCAGAGGCCUAUUGCAUCUCCCAACCCCCAAAUUCUCUACCACACAGCUGCUCCCUGGUUGCCUGUGAGUGGCCCAGAAACGGCUUUCUCAGCCAGCCACCUGGUCUCCCCUCCCGUCUGUUUCCUCCUGCCCCAAGGACAGGCCCUGAUUCCACUUUCCAGAAGCUUGACUGAAGAGAUCCUGUUUGACUUUGGUGCUCUGUCCUGGUGGAAGGCGGCCGUGGGGACAAGCAAGGUCCUAAAUUCUCACUGUUCCCUCUGCUCACUGCCACGAGCACCUGUGAAAAUAGAAAAAGCCAUGAAUUAUUAAGCACUGGCACUCCGUCUCUCAGCCUGCCUCCCUCCUUCACCUUGGACCAGGCACAGCAGGCCCUGUGAGUUCCUCUUUCCAGGCUGAGAGGCGGCUGCUGAGUCACAGAUUUGAAGUCCUUGGCACCCAUGUUCCCUGCCUGCCUUGGUGACCUUGAAUCCUCGGCCUCAGGAGAGCUCUGACCUGGCAACAGGAGGGGGUCCUGCCUCCACCCCAGUUACCCCAAAGGUGACCUGACCCUGAUUCUGUGGACCCAGAGUGGCUGACGGUCAUGCCCUGGAGCUGAGAAUAGGACCCCACAGCCCUGCCAGACUUGCACCUAGCUGCGGAGCUGGGGAAGACUCUGCUGGAGAGGAAUAAGGAGCUGGAGGGAUCCCUGCAGCAGAUGUACUCCACCAAUGAGGAACAGGUGCAGGAGAUCGAGUACCUAACCAAGCAGCUGGACACGCUGCGGCACGUGAACGAGCAGCAUGCCAAAGUCUAUGAGCAGCUGGACCUGACAGCCCGGGACCUGGAGCUGACCAACCACAAGCUGGUGCUGGAGAGUAAGGCUGCCCAGCAGAAGAUCCACGGGCUGACAGAGACCAUUGAGUGCCUCCAGGCUCAGGUGGAAGAGCUGCAGGCCCAGGUGGAGCAACUGAGGGGCCUGGAGCAGCUGCGAGUGCUCCGGGAGAAGCGGGAACGCAGGCGUACCAUCCAUACCUUUCCCUGCCUCAAGGAGCUGUGCACCAGCCCCCGGUGCAAGGAUGCUUUCCGCCUGCACAGUUCCUCCCUGGAGCUGGGCCCGCGACCCCUGGAGCAGGAGAACGAGCGGCUGCAAACCCUGGUGGGGGCGCUGCGCUCCCAGGUGAGCCAGGAGCGGCAGCGCAAGGAGCGGGCAGAGCGCGAGUACACAGCGGUGCUGCAGGAGUACUCGGAGCUGGAGCGUCAACUGUGCGAGAAGGAGGCCUGUCGCCUGCGCGUGCAGGAGCUGGAGGCCGAGCUGCUGGAGCUGCAGCAGAUGAAGCAGGCCAAGACCUACCUGCUGGGCCCGGACGACCACCUGGCCGAGGCCCUGCUCGCACCUCUCACACAGGCCCCUGAGGCCGACGAUCCCCAGCCCGGCCGCGGGGACGACUCGGGUGCCCAGGACGGCGUCUCCUCGCCGGCCGCCUCCCCAGGCCACGUGGUGCGCAAGAGCUGCAGCGACACCGCACUCAACGCCAUCGUGGCCAAAGACCCAGCCAGCCGGCACGCAGGCAACCUCACACUGCACGCCAACAGCGUGCGCAAGCGGGGCAUGUCCAUCCUGCGGGAGGUGGACGAGCAGUACCACGCGCUGCUGGAGAAGUAUGAGGAGCUAUUGAGCAAGUGCCGGCAGCACGGGGCUGGGGUGCGGCACGCUGGCGUGCAGACCUCGCGUCCCAUCUCCCGAGACAGCUCGUGGAGGGACCUGCGGGGGGGUGAAGAGGGCCAGGGGGAGGCCAAGGUGGGCGAGAAGAGCCUGAGCCAGCACGUAGAGGCCGUGGACAAGCGGCUGGAGCAGAGCCAGCCCGAGUACAAGGCACUCUUCAAGGAGAUCUUCUCCAGGAUCCAGAAGACCAAGGCUGACAUCAACGCCACCAAAGUCAAGACGCACAGCAGCAAGUGAUCCUUGCUCGACCUGCAGCCUCCCUCAGGGUGGAGGCUGUGGGUCCCUCAGGCCUAGGCGGUGCAGCCUCCAGAGAGCACCCUUUAGCGGCCGGCCACUGCAGCACGCCGCCCCCUGAUCCGGAAGCACAGCAUGCUCCCUGCUGAGCAGAGGAAGCCCACCUGUCCUGCCUCCCAGGAGCCCUUGGCCACCUCGCGCCAGCCCAAAGGCGCAGCUCAGAGUUCAAAGCCAAAUGUCCCCACACCCCCCAGGGAUCCCCUAGCUCCCCCGGCCCCCAGCUUCCUGACCCUGCGCCUCACCUUCAAGCAGGCUUCUGAAAGCCAGUCUGGAUCAGUUGGCUUUUUAAAAUUUUUUGGUUAUGUUUGUUUUUUCUUAGAGAUUUGCAAUGCAAGGUCUCCUUGACCCCUUGCCACAACUGGAAACACUUGAAAGGGGACCCCAGAGCCAGCUGUUUCAGGGGCUUCCUGGACCACCUACUGCUUCUCCCCAGCCCUGAUGCGCUGAUAUUUCCUUAGCACCAGCUGUCCCACCCCCAGGGUCCUGACCAGGUCAGACAUGUCCCCUGUCAUGCAGAGCAGGAAGCCUCAGCUGGGCCCAGAGUGUCCCUGCCCCAGCCCUGCCAAGGACAGGCUUCUCCCUGGAUACCCUGGGCCCACUGCAGAUCUGUAGCUACUCAGAGGAGGAGAAGGAGCCCCUCCACAGAGCGGUGCACUGUGUCCCUCAGAGCCGGCCUCCUCGGCUUCCAGCCCCGGAAAUCCCUGCCAGGCUUUAAGCCUUCCAAGGGCCGGGACAGUGGGGUGCCCCCAUCCCUUCAUACCGCCUCCAACUAACUGAGCUUGGCCUCUGCCUCUCCUCUCUGUGCUUGCCCCAUCUCAGGGACCAUGAUGUCUCAUUCACUGCACACUCCCCACAGGCCAACCCUGGCACAGGUCAUGUCUGCAGCCCCCAGAAUGUUCUGGAUAUGCACUACCAGCCAGUGGUUCCAGUGUCCACUCCUGCCUCCCCUUCACUGGGGACUGGGAUUUUCACCCCAUGCUGCAUCAUGUUGAAUUGGGAUGGGGUUAAGGAACAUGUUCCCUCCCUCCCUUCCUCCCAUAUAUUGCCUGCUCUUAACCUCCCACCUUUGUGGGGGGCUUUUGAGGACCCAGCUGGGUCAGGGGUUUUGCUUCAAGAUGUCAGAGUCAAGGUUCAGCUAAGAGACACCCAUGUCCCCAGCUUGCCCUGAGCAGUCCUCCAGGGCUUCUAGUUCCUUCUGCCACCCUUCCUGAGACCCUAGAAACCAGAGGAGCCAUAGAGUCAGCGGAAGGCGGGGGCCCUGGCCUCAGCACUGGGAGCCCAGUGGAAACCUUCAUGCCUUAUUUAUUUCUAAUGGGUAAAGGGGUUUUCUUGCCAAGCAUCCCUUACCUCCUGGAAGCACCACCUGCUUUCUGGGCGGCACUGUGAUGGGAGCUGGUGGUGACUUUGCGUCCCUCUAUACAUGCAACUUGGAAACUUUUGUCUUUGGGACUAGGCAGCUCCCUGCCCUCCAUGUGUCUCUGUUUUCUGGGGGAGAGGAGUGUGGAAGGGUGGGGGGAAGAGCUCCAACCUGUUUGCUCCCCAGCUCUGUAGUGGCAGACCAGCGUCACCUUUGAAGUAUACAUGAGAGAAAUAUAUUUACAAAUGCUUUAUUCUCUUCUUUAAUAAAAAAUGCACCAGUAUUCUAAAAGCA
Molecule: messenger RNA, 6257 nt
Organism: Callithrix jacchus (white-tufted-ear marmoset)
Lineage: Eukaryota; Metazoa; Chordata; Mammalia; Primates; Cebidae
Gene: CDR2L
Product: cerebellar degeneration related protein 2 like
Source: RefSeq, a predicted model, not a curated record